Messenger RNA from Pogona vitticeps (central bearded dragon), 912 nucleotides. The record is from RefSeq and is a predicted model, not a curated record. NCBI's taxonomy places the organism in Eukaryota, Metazoa, Chordata, Lepidosauria, Squamata, Agamidae.
AUGGCCAAUCAGACUUCCAUUUCCACUUUUCUGCUUCUGGGAUUCUCAGAUGCCCGGGAACUACAGAUUUUACACUUCUUUCUAUUCCUAGCAUUGUAUCUGACGGCAGUAACAGGGAAUCUUCUAAUCAUCGUCAUCGUCAUCAUUGACUACCAUCUGCACACCCCCAUGUACUUCUUCCUGUUUAACUUGGCCAUGAUAGACAUUGGCUCCAUCUCAGUCAUAGUCCCCAAAUCAAUGGCUCUUUCCGUUAUGGAUGACAAGUCCAUUUUUUAUUCUGGAUGUGUUGCUCAAAUUUUCUUCUAUAUAUUUUUGGCCUCUUCAGAUUUGCUUAUCCUAACUAUAAUGGCAUAUGAUCACCAUGUUGCCAUCUGCUGCCCACUUGACUAUGAAAGAAUUAUGCACCAAGGAACCUGCCUGAAGAUGAUGGCCACUAGGUGGAUAGUCAGUUUGUUUUUUGCCAUAUUGCAUACAGGUGGCACCUUUGCAAACACAUUUUGUUCUAAUACUAUCAAUUUAUUCUUUUGUGAAAUCCCACAUUUAUUAAAGCUUUCCUGCUAUUCUAUUUAUUUAACUGAAUUAGGGUUUCUUGCACUAAGUUGUGGGGUAGCACUAGGAUGCUUUGUCUUCAUUAUAAUAACUUACCUGAAGAUCUUUGCCACAGUGCUGAGAAUCCCAUCUGUACAUGGACAGAAAAGAGCUCUCUCCACUUGCAUUCCUCACCUCACUGUUGCCUCUAUGUUUGUAUGUACUGGAGCUUUUGCCUAUGCAAGGCCACCUGGUGAUGCUUCUUCAUCUCUGGAUGUGGCUUUUGCUGUGAUGUAUUCCAUAGUUCCUCCCACACUCAAUCCAUUCAUCUAUAGUAUGAGAAACAAUGAGAUCAAGGCUGCCUUGUGGAAACUUUUAAAAUAG